Messenger RNA from Marasmius oreades (fairy-ring Marasmius), 1629 nucleotides. RefSeq lists its product as uncharacterized. Gene Ontology annotation, molecular function: oxidoreductase activity; copper ion binding. Lineage: Eukaryota; Fungi; Basidiomycota; Agaricomycetes; Agaricales; Marasmiaceae. The transcript is spliced from 23 exons. Bases 1 to 1629 code for a protein of 542 amino acids. The record is from RefSeq and is a predicted model, not a curated record.
AUGCUCAAAGUUAUCAUACCGUUCGCACUCUUAGGAACCUGCGUAUACGCAAUCACAAUUGGUCCAAUAAUCAGUCCAUUAACCAACCUUCCCAUUGUCAAUGCCCAAGUUUCGCCUGAUGGUUUCGCUCGUAGUGCCGUACUUGCUGGAGGGACUUUUCCUGGCCCGGUAAUCGCUGGUAGAAGGGAUGACAUCUUCAGUAUCAAUGUACUUGACCAACUGCAAGACACAUCCAUGCUUCGGAGUACCUCUAUUCACUGGCACGGUUUGAACCAACACGGAACAAACUGGGCCGACGGCCCUGCGUUCGUGAAUCAAUGCCCCAUCACACCCGGUAAAGCUUUUGAGUAUCGAUUCCACGCAAAAGACCAAGCAGGGACCUUUUGGUAUCACUCUCACUUUUCAACACAAUAUUGUGAUGGGUUGAGAGGCGUGCUUGUCGUUUACGACCCUAAUGAUCCACACAAGUCACUCUACGACGUGGAUGAUGAGAGCACCAUCAUUACGUUGGCGGACUGGUACCGUAAGUCACUACCCGCACCUCAAUACGGUGGUGUAGCUACCCCUGAUUCGACGCUGAUCAACGGACUCGGAAGGUAUCCGAACGGACCAGCAUCACCGCUCUCUGUCGUUCUCGUCCAACCUGGGAAACGUUAUCGAUUCCGCCUAGUUUCGCUUUCUUGCGACCCCAACUACAUUUUCUCCAUCGAUGGACACAACAUGACGGUGAUUGAAGCCGAUGGACAUAACACGGUACCCGUGGUUGUGAAUUCACUCCAAAUUUUCGCAGGACAACGCUAUUCGUUCGUUCUCAAGGCAGAGGCAAAUACCGGUUCGAGGCCUGGAAAUUUCUGGAUUCGGGCUCUCCCGAACUUUUCCUCGUCCUUGUCAUUCGCUCAGGGUACCAACUUGGCUAUCCUUCGAUACAAGGGUGCACCGGGGAUUGAGCCCAACACCACGGCUCCCGUGACUGAUAACCGCCUUGUGGAGACGAACCUUCAUCCGUUGGAAGAGCCCAGUGCGCCUGGAGCCCCAACCCUCGACGGAGCAGAGGUCGAUUUGAGUAUAACCGUUACAUUUGACUUUGCAACCGGAAAGUUCCAGAUAAACGGUCAAUCAUACGUUGCGCCCUCCGUUCCAGUUUUAUUACAGAUUCUCAGUGGCAAUGCUACCCCUGAGCAACUCAUUCCGGCCGGCUCUAUAUAUUCUCUCCCAGCAAACAAAACCGUCCAGCUCUCUUUCACACUCGGUAGUAAUGGUGGGAUUGGAGGACCGCACCCGGUUCACCUUCACGGCCACCCAUUCUCAGUCGUUCGCUCUGCUUCCAGUAGCACGUACAACUUCGUGAACCCUGUGAGGAGAGAUGUUGUGAGUACAGGAGCACCCGGGGAUAACGUUACUAUCCGGUUCUUUACCGGUACUGGUACAUAUGGGGGAGGCGGAAAGAGUUCAGGGCCUUGGUUUUUGCAUUGUCACAUUGAUCGUCAUCUUGAAGCGGGCCUAGCGAUUGUUUUCGCGGAAGAUACUGGUAAUACGGCUGCUGUGAAUCCUGUUCCAGACGCGUGGAAACAGCUGUGCCCGGAUUAUCAAGCCGAAUUUGGAAACGGAGGAGAGACCGUGACGACUUGA